AAGGAUACAUGCAGUUGUGCCUUUCAUUUGUCAAGCUUCUACAUGCUUUUAAGAUCAUCUUUGUUAGUUGUAGGCUUUGAUCGAAUAUCGCGUAGCCCAGGAUGCCAUCAACAUUUGACGUCGAGCAGGCACGCAAGCAGUUCCCCGCGCUGCGGCAAAAACAGGUCUUUUUCGACAACGCCGGAGGAUCGCAGACUCUAGGGACGGUGAUAACGUCGUAUGUCAAGCCAGACACGAUUUGAAGGUCCCGUGAUAACGCGUGCGUCAUUCAGAAUCGCAGAUUAUCUAUCAAACACAAACGUUCAACUCGGAGCGACAUACCCUGUAGGUCGCCAAUCCACAAAGGCAUACACCGAUGGAUGCAAAGCAGCAGCGGAUUACAUGAAUGCUGCUCCAGAAGAGAUUGGUACGGCACUGUGCGCCUGCUGCUAUGCAUUGAAUGCUUCCUAACUUCGUGGUUUUGUCGUCCAUCAGUCAUCGGGCCGUCCACGACUCAAUUGUUCCGCAACUUGUCAAUGGCGAUCAAAUGGCGUCCAGGUGACGAGCUCGUUCUUUCCAAAGUCGACCACGAAGCCAACAUAGCAUCGUGGGUGGACAUCGCCUCCCGGCUCAACCUGACCGUGAAAUGGUGGAGUCCAGAACCAAGCACAAAUCCAAAGCUGGAUCCGCGCGACCUGGAAAAGCUCCUCACCCCGAAGACGCGGCUCGUGACUUGCACGCACACGUCCAACAUCCUAGGCACCAUUGUCGACAUCAGAGCCAUCGCCGACGCCGUGCAUCGGAUUCCAGCCGCGAUGCUCUGUGUCGACGGGGUGGCGUACGCUCCGCACCGGCGCAUCGACGUGAAGGCGCUCGGCGUGGAUUUCUACAGCUUCAGCUGGUACAAGGUGUACGGACCACACAUUGCCGUACUGUACGGAAGCGAAAAGGCGCAGGAGCAGCUCGCUAGCCUGGGACACUGGUUCAACCCGACGACGACGCUGGAGAACAAGCUGGGGCUCGCCGCUGCGAACUACGAGCUCACCCAGGCGCUUCCAAAGGUCGUGGAGUAUCUUGCGUCGCACGACCAAGCGGAAACAGCCACGCACGAGGCACGAUUGGCAGAGGUCUUGCUGAGCUACCUAAGGGGACGGGAGGAUGUCACUGUAUACGGAGAAACCAGCUCGGAUCCGGAUCUGAGAGUGCCAACGAUUAGUUUCAAUGUCAUGGGCUGGCGUUCGAGGGAAGUGGUCGAAACCAUGGAGAAGCAGUCCGAUUUCGGAUUUCGAUGGGGUCAUUUCUACAGCAAGCGGCUAUGCGAUGAGAUACUGCAGUCUGGGGAAGAGGGGGUCGUAAGAGUGAGCAUGGUACAUUACAACACUGAGGACGAGAUACAAAGAUUUGUGGAUACGUUUCAUGAGAUAGUUAGGCCAAAGUAAAGUUGUGAACGCAAUUCCAACAGAUUUGACCUCAAUUGUCGAUGUGCCAUUGCCUCUACCUUGCUCCAGUAGAGCUAUCGCAAAACGUAAGCGGUGUAGAGUUGAAGCAUUGUAAAUCUUAUUGGCUUUUGAAGGGAUUCUUUCGUUCUAUAAUAAAAUUCGACGUGUGGUUGGAA
Verruconis gallopava is the source of this 1594-nucleotide messenger RNA. Its product is annotated as cysteine desulfurase, variant 3. NCBI's taxonomy places the organism in Eukaryota, Fungi, Ascomycota, Dothideomycetes, Venturiales, Sympoventuriaceae. The transcript is spliced from 2 exons. The coding region runs from base 360 to 1418 and encodes 352 amino acids. The record is from RefSeq and is a predicted model, not a curated record.